This is a messenger RNA of Setaria italica (foxtail millet), 2106 nucleotides long. RefSeq names its product GDP-L-galactose phosphorylase 1. Bases 863 to 1969 code for a protein of 368 amino acids. The record is from RefSeq and is a predicted model, not a curated record. Gene Ontology annotation, molecular function: GDP-D-glucose phosphorylase activity. Gene Ontology annotation, biological process: glucose metabolic process. The transcript is spliced from 8 exons. Gene Ontology annotation, cellular component: cytoplasm. Lineage: Eukaryota; Viridiplantae; Streptophyta; Magnoliopsida; Poales; Poaceae.
UGAUCUCUUUGCAAUCUCUCUCCAUACUUGUGCGAUUGGCUCCUUCCCUGUAGCGAAGUGUUUGUUAGGUGUUUCUUCUUCCCCUCGAUUCCGCCGCGUGCAUGCAUUGUUUCUUGGGCGAUGCAUGCUGUUAGAGGGGAUUGCUGCCGUGUUGGUGGUGGAUGGCGGUAGCACCCCGAUUCAGGGUGCUGGUUCAAUGGAAUUGCCCGUACUGGAGCGGUGGAAAGUGGAUGGAGGAGGAAAAAAUCACUCCUUUGGGCGUUUUAGAGCUAUCCGGUAGUCCUGGAUUUUGGGGCUUGUGUGCUCUUGAAUUAUGAGGCACGCAUUUCGGAUGAAAGCGUUGGAUUUUAGUCUGCUUGUUCUUUAGGGCGUGUGAUGGAAUUAGAGGCAUGCUCUUGGGGGCUUGUGUGCGCAUGGAGUGGGCAAUACAUGCUUUCUGUUCCCCCGAAUCGCCAGCUGGUUGGCAAUCGCCCGGUUCAUGUUACCAUUUUGGAAGAAUGAGAAGGUGCUGCAUUUUACGAUCCAAGCACCUUUUGGAAGCUCCUUAAGACGAACCAAGUUGGACUUGCAAAGGUGGAUAGCUGGUCCAAUAGGGCUGGCUUUAGAGGAUCAACCACGGCUCCAAGGAUAGGAUCCCGGACUACACCAAGAAGGGGAAGACAAUGUGCCCAGUGUUUUCCUAAGUUUCUGCUUGCAUCCCCUUCUUUUCACGGUGGUCGUGGUGCCCUCCCCUCUGCUGGAGGGCAUCCUUCUGAUUUGACAUAUCUUGCUGGUGGUGGUUCUGCUGAAGCCUGAAUUAGGAUUGUAGAUAACUAGAUAUUCAGCUAGUGUUACAUUUAUACAUAUAUAAAGCAUCAUAAGUAUGGUGUCAGCCUCCAAGGUAGAAGGUGAAUAUUCGCUUCUGCGCAAGAACUCUCCUCUGGAUCAACCUGAAGGUGUGAAGACACAUCUAUAUUGUUUCAGUGUAGAACAUGGAAAUGAUAACCUUAAAAGCUUUGUAUGCUCUGAACAGUGUGGUCCAAGUUUGCUUGAUACAAUCCUUCUUUCUCAGUGGGAUAAUUUUGCUUGGAAGGGCCACUUGGACUAUGAUGUUACAGCUUGCCAACUUAAGGUCAUCGAAGGUGGAAGAAAUUUUGUUGGUCAGCUGAACAGUAAAUGGAAUUCGUUUUCGCCCAAGGAAUACGACAAGUUCUUUGAGUCUUUCAGAUGCUUGAAGCCAAAUAGUAUGAAGAGUUACGAGGGAUUGCUUUUGUGCAUUGCACAAGGAGAGAAGGAUAGACCUGAGGUUGCUCCUUCGGCAUCACCACCUAAGGAUGGACUACUCCUGAUUGCAAAUGAAUAUCCUGUUGAAUAUGGUCAUAUCUUCUUGGUCCCAACUGCAGUCAAUCAACUUUCUUGCUAUUGGGACAAAAGGAUGUUUGGACUGGCUACAAAAAUUGCCUCUGAAGUAAACAAUGCUGCCUUCAGGGUUUUCUUUGAUAGUGGAACAUCUGUAAUGUCAGAUCGCAUGUUUUUUCAGGCCUGUUACUUUGCAAACCCUUUACCAGUGGAGUCUGCCUCCACUGUUGCAGUACAUGAUGGAAAAGCCAGAUCGGACAUUAUUGUGUCUGAAACGGUUGACUACCCCCUAAAAGCUCUUGUGUUCACCAGCAACAACCUAAAAGCACUUGUCAAUGUUGUCAGUGAGAUAUGUUUUUCUCUGCAUGACAACACUGCUGCAUACAGCCUGCUGAUUUCCAACAAUGGCACAAAGGUUUUCUUGUUUCCACAGGUUAAAAAUCUGGUUGCUGGCUGCUCUCUGCCUGCCUGGGAGUGUGGUGGCUACUUCGUAUACCACACCAGGUCUGAAUUUGACAAUGCUUCUGAGACUGAAAUUUCGAACAGAAUGGCCUCAGCAUCACUCCAAGAUGGUGCUUUUGAAGAUCUGAAGCAUCUCUGUUGUGCUAUCGCUGAUGAUCUUAUUAAGUGAGCUCAUGCAAAAUGUAACUACAGUGAUAAACAAUGUGUCUGAACCACCUGUGUUUAGCAGUUUGUCUAUAUGAUCAUUGUGGAACUAUGUCUGAACAUCAGGAUUGAUCAAUAAAGUUUGCUGUUUUCCCUAAAAAA